Spirodela intermedia is the source of this 126-nucleotide messenger RNA. The record is from the annotation of a GenBank genome assembly. Lineage: Eukaryota; Viridiplantae; Streptophyta; Magnoliopsida; Alismatales; Araceae.
AUGAUACAAAAAAUAUCAAUAUAUUUCAAUAAAUUAUUAUUAAAAAAUAUUAGUGUUAUAUCUGUUAAAGUGCUAUUAAUAAAUUAUUACUAUCAUAUUAGUAUAAGUAUCAUUAUAUUAGUCUAA